CGGUUAUGGCGCGACAGUCAAAAAGCGAUAGUCGGGAGGGAAUUUCAAUCCCUUGUCAUGAGUAUAAAUCUUUAAAUCAAUCCUCUUUACUUUUCAAAAAUAUUACGUUGGUGGAACAAGUCAACAAAUAGCACUUUAUAACUGCUAUGAUUCAUGUAACAGAAGGCCCUUUGAAUAUAGACCUGUUGCGUGAAAGCUAUCAGAACGAAUUUUUCAGCUACAUCGAUGCUCAACCUUCACCUAAGGUUAUAUAUUGGGAGAAAGAUCUGUUAGCCCAUAUGAGUUCUGUAGUAAACAAUUCGGAUUUGAAAAAACAUGGUGUCAUAAAUUCAUUUCUUCUCCAAUCUGCCAAAGAUUCCUAUUCUCCUUCGGCGUGUAAAUCUGUAAUAUUCAUUGUCAGUCCAAAAGUUAGUAUUAUUGACUCUGUACAAUCAUUUUUAGUAAGAGAUUCACAAUCCAAUCAAAGUGUUGGAAAACAAUAUAGUAUUAUUGCCAUUCCAAGAAUUUCCCUUGCUUGUAAAAGUUUUUUAAAAGAAAAAAAGAUGACCAAUAAAUUUGCCAUGAUAUCUGAAUUUCCCCUAACAAUAGUACCUGUAGAAUGUGAUGUUCUCUCAAUGGAAGAUUCGCAAUGUUUUGCUAAUUACUCUAUUUCCGAACGUCAGGAUGGUGUCUAUCAAUUUGUACAAGGUUUGAUGCGAUUUCAAUCAAUUUUUGGUUUGUUCCCAAAAAUUUAUGCUAAAGGUGAAAAGGCUAUCGGAGUGGCCAAAAUGUUGCGGCGUAUGUCUGAUGAAGCCAAAGUUACAAAUGAACAUCAACCAUCAGUCACUGCAUUAGAUGAAAUUGAAAAUCAAACUGAAUUAUUAAUUCUUAUUGAUCGGGCUGUUGAUCCUUUGACUCCGUUGUUAAAUCAGUUAACGUAUGCGGGACUAGUUGAUGAGAAAUGGGGUAUUCGUUUUGGUAUUUGUCGACCAUGUUUCCAAGCUGAAAAUGAAUCUUCAAAAAAAUUCUUAUUAAAUUCUUCAGAUGUAGUCUAUGCUGAAAUAAGAGAUCAGAAAUUUUCUGAAGUUGGUUUAAUUUUAUCAAAAAUUACUAAAGAAAUUUCUACACUUGUUACACAAUCCAAGUCAGCCAAAGAACUAACCGAUUUACGCGUUGCCGUUAGUCGAAUUCCAGAAAUUCGCUCAAAACAAUCACAGCUGGAGAUACAUACUUCACUCGCAGAAGAAAUACAAAAAUAUGUGAGCACUGAUGAUUUCUUAUCAAUUUUAAGAGCUCAACAGGAUUUUAUUAAUGGCUACGAAACAGAUAAAGCACAUCCUUUCAUUGAAGAAUGUAUCCUGAGAGGUGCACCCAUUGAAGAGGUUCUUCGUCUAAUUUGCAUUCAAUCAUUUUGUAAUGGAGGCUUAAAGCAACGACUUUUAGACUAUUAUAAAAAUGAAAUAAUACAAGUCUACGGUUUUGAGCAUAUUUUCACACUGGAUAAUUUGGAGCGUGUAGGUUUGCUUUAUGAAUCUCCUAAUAGUCUAAUGAGUAGUAUACAAACGUCAAGUUUUACACCCCAAGAAAAAAUCAAUUCAAGAAAUAGUAGCCUGUUAUCGUCAAAGUUGUCAGCGAACCUAAAACAAACAAUUAUUAACAUAAGUACUAGUUAUAAUUCAGUACUAAAAGGAAAUCUACGCCUUGUUUUACCGCCUAAUUCCAAUUCAGUUAAUGACUCUGAGCAAGCAGCAUCUAGUUUGUUUUCCGGUUAUAUCCCUAUAUCUAUUCGUCUUAUUCAAAUAUGGACAAACGACUGGUAUCCUAAACCUAAUCUAUCAUUAACAAGUAGAAGUAUAACAGAUCAACCUACGUUCACCGGUGGCGGUUCGGGGGCUUUUUUACUGUCUAAGGCUACACGUAUAGUUUCAGGCCUUAGAUCUUCAGAGAGUUUGGAAAUGUCUGUGUUACCGGAGUCUAAUGAGCGCAAUGCACCCGAAUUAACACCGACGGCAGAGAAAACUGGUGGUUUUCUUCCGAACAAUUCGUUGACUGCAAAUUCUAACCGUACAACAUCUUCACUGUCUAACUUAAUAUGUGCUCCAGAAUUUAAAGUACAACUACCAGUUAAAGAUGAUUUACCUUUCACGUCCAAAAGCGGUUGUUUAAAUAUGAAAAAUCAUCCAAAUAAACCGCGUAUUGUAGUCGUUGGUUUUGUUGGCGGUGUGAGUCAUGCAGAAAUAUCAGCUUUAAGAACUAUAGCUGCUAGUGAAGAUGUGUCACCAUAGUCAACGAUUCUAGUGCGCAAAACUCUGUCCCACGUGUAGUGAAACCUUGCUCCAGACUACACAUUGGAGCCUUCAGCGUAUGCAUGAACACCGAUUACCAAGACGUGAAAUGCUAACCGGUGUUGGAGAUGGUUGGAAGAAAGUUAGGGGUGACCAAACCAAAACGUGGCAUCAGUGCUUGAAGUCACUAAAUUCUGGUUUUAGCCAUUUUGGUAGAUGCAGACUACUUGGUUGGGGUCCGCGAGACUAUCGUAACCAAUGAUUGGAGACUCUUGGUGACAUGGCUCAGAAUCGAUCACAAUGGCGUAAGUGUAUACACUCUUUGUCCUCCCUUAAACUAUGAGGUUAAAAUUGCUUUAUACCUUCCUUUCUAUGAACCAAUUCUUUCUUCUUGUAUCAUUUACUUAUAUACAAUCUUUCUUUUAUAUAUUACCACUAGUGAGGCAACUGCUUAUAUGCAUUUGGUGUUCCUUUUGCUGUGUUAAUGAAGUAUGCCAACUUGGACUGAUGCAUAUAUGUGCCUAGUCCUACGUUGUGACUGACUGACUAUUCGUCAACAAAAAAAGAAACUGUGUUAAUAAUAUUUUUUAUUUUAAAAGUUACAACACUUGCAAAUAGAUGACCUUUAUCAAUGUGCCACAGUUGAACUUGAUAAUUUCAAAUAAAUUGAGCAUUGGGUGUGUUACGUUGCGGUGUAUGCUACUUAUGUUGACAGAUAUAAGUAAUAUGUAGCACUAAUGGGAAUUCUAAUGCCUACCAGCAGGAAAUAAAGAAUAUUGAAUUGAAGAGAACAAGAAGGAAAACAGAGAAAUUGUAAUAACAACAGAAUCUGAAAGAAUCAUGAAGAAUGUGAAGGACGAUCGAUGGAAUAGUGCAAAUGAUGUAUUUAAUGUAUAGUUUUCAUAUUUUAUGAAAACACUUUUCAUUUUCAUCAGUAAAAACUAUUGAAUAUCCUAUAGUUCAAUUCAUGAGUCAAUUAAAGCUAGAUCAACAUGGAAAACCUGGAAGCACGAAACGGCCGUUUCGUCCUAGUAUGGGAAUUUUCAGCAGUGCGCAUCCACGAUUUCGUCUCGCGAGAUUCGAAUCCAUGACCUAUCGGUCUCGCGCGAACUCUUAACCUUUAAAGUACUGGCCUGGCCGGCAUCCAACAGUGUUAAUGUCUAACUUCAACCAAUCCACAAAAUUGCAUGACCAUCUUCCAUUGUACUGAGGUAGAUACCUGACGUCGAUUAGUUCCACUAGUUACGACUUCUCAUUAGAAGUCCCACAAUAGGACGAAACAGCCGUCUAGUGCUUCCAGGUUUUUCAUGGUGACGUAACUUCAAUUAACUCAUGAACUCAACUAUAAAAUUACUAAAAUCUCCACAAAACCCCCCUUCUGAUAUUGAAUAUUCAUAGAAACUUAUUUUAUCAUCGAAAUAAUUGUAUCUCUUUUGUUUCUGUUUCACUCACAUUCAGUCAUUCAUUCAUUCUUCCUUUUUUUUCUUUCUUUUUCCAGCAAAUGUUGAAUUUGUUAUUAUU
Messenger RNA from Schistosoma margrebowiei, 3785 nucleotides. Lineage: Eukaryota; Metazoa; Platyhelminthes; Trematoda; Strigeidida; Schistosomatidae. The record is from the annotation of a GenBank genome assembly.